AUGUGGCUCAGGCUCCUCCUUUUAGCAGUGGCCCAGACAACAACAGUGCGAGCUGAGGGAUUCACCUUUCCGACCGACCAAGAGGACGAGUUCAUAGUGGGUGAUCUCGUGAAUGUCACCUGGGACGUUGUCACCGCGCGAUUCAGUCUCUACGAAAGUUGCGAGACCGCGGUGGCUCUAGAAUCAAAUUCAACGAAUAAUUACAGCUACAUCUGGAACGCCACACGCGCCAACUACCGAGAAUCAGGCUGCGUAUUUAAGCUAGAGCCCUUGGAUGCAGAUGGAGUCGCGAAUCCGCCGAAUCUGACAAGCGUAUAUUUCGGUGUGAACAAGCGAUAUUCCACUGAUCCAGCGCCGACGUAUUAUAAUUUUGGAGGUUCGCUGACAAAUUCUUCUUCUACUUCAUCGGCAUCGUCAUCUUCAACGUCUUCACCUACGUCAGUCUCAAUAUCAACGUCUAUACCUGUCGCUACUACUGCAACUGGCACGUCAACACCAACACCAUCAUCUUCCUCAACGCACACCUCAGCCCUCACCACCGCACAAAAAGUUGGCCUAGGCGUCGGGAUUCCUCUAGGCAUCCUAACACUCUGCUCAGUUGGGAUUUUGUUCAUGUGGUAUCGACGUCGCAUACAGUACCAACGCACAUGCCAAGUUCAGAAUGACGCGAUGGAAGAAGGGAAAGCAUCCUUCAAACCCGCGUCCUAUAGUCACAACCGUGUCGCUUCCGGGACCGAAACCCUAGUCUCCGAGCUAUCGGCACAGAAUUAUGAUGUUGGUAGCGGUGGUUCGAGGCCUAUCAGUGAGCUUAUGGGGACGCCUAGGGCGGAGAUGGAGUAG
This is a messenger RNA of Talaromyces atroroseus, 840 nucleotides long. RefSeq lists its product as hypothetical. The transcript is spliced from 2 exons. The record is from RefSeq and is a predicted model, not a curated record. Lineage: Eukaryota; Fungi; Ascomycota; Eurotiomycetes; Eurotiales; Trichocomaceae. The coding region runs from base 1 to 840 and encodes 279 amino acids.